Messenger RNA from Gossypium raimondii (Peruvian cotton), 1117 nucleotides. RefSeq lists its product as uncharacterized. Lineage: Eukaryota; Viridiplantae; Streptophyta; Magnoliopsida; Malvales; Malvaceae. Bases 81 to 944 code for a protein of 287 amino acids. Gene Ontology annotation, molecular function: 2 iron, 2 sulfur cluster binding; nitrite reductase [NAD(P)H] activity. The transcript is spliced from 3 exons. The record is from RefSeq and is a predicted model, not a curated record.
AAAUUCUGUGGCCAUGCAAUGCAGUCCGUUGCCUUCCCCCUCUUCACUCUCUCCCUCUUCUCUUAUUCACUCCUCUUCCAAUGGCCACCGCUUUCCACCACCACUACAAUUUCACGCCCACUCCCAUCCUCCGCCGUCGCCGGCCUCCCCCAUCUCCAUCCCCCAUUACCCUCCACCUCAACGCCCCUCUUUCUACUACCUUCAGCUUCCCCACUAAACAAUGCAGCAGCAGCAGCAGCAGUAGGAUCACUUGCAAAGCGACGGAAAUGUCUUCUGUGAGCGAAGAAUCAGCGGCGUCGGACGGCGGCGCUGGUGAUAAUUGGGUGCCGGUGGUGCCGCUUGCGGCGCUUCCGAAAGGAGAACGGCGUGUGAUCAUACAAGACGGGGAAACCAUACUGUUGCUUUGGUAUAAGGAUGAGGUUUUCGCAAUCGAGAAUCGUUCGCCCGCUGAAGGCGCUUACACUGAGGGCUUGCUCAACGCCAAGCUUACCCAGGAUGGUUGUAUAGUUUGUCCAACAACUGAUAGCACGUUUGAUCUUCGGACUGGAGUCAUCAAGGAAUGGUAUCCAAAAAACCCAGUGUUGCGAGCCCUUACACCUGCUUUGAGGGCACUAUAUGUUUACCCUGUUAAAACAGAUGGCGAAAAUAUUUAUAUCAGCAUGCAAGGUGGUGUAAAAUCCGAUGCAGCUGCGGAGAUUGUCUUUAGUGGAAAAGCUCAACCGGGGAUAACCGCUAGUGAUGUCAAUGUGGACGAGGUGAGAAUGGUAAUCGAUGAGGACUCGGAGGGGUUUGGUUUCACAGGAAAGAAUGAACUUAUAAAUGGGAAGGCAGCUAUCAUUGGUUUCCUGCUGUUGCUGGAUUUUGAGCUUUUGACAGGUAAAGGUCUUUUAAAGGGAACAGGCUUCUUGGACUUCAUAUAUGCUGCUUCCAACGCCUUCAAUUAGAUUUACGAUUUCAUUCACAUGGGGUAACUUGUCUUGUUUUAUUCUGAAAUACUUUUUUACAAGUUAAAACUCUUGAAUCCUGUGGAUAUAUGUAUAUUUAUCUAGCAUUCAUUGUUUGAUAAUCCCUAAUCAACGUGUACAAUAAAUCUAUGUUGCUCCCGACUUUUGACGUA